This is a messenger RNA of Maylandia zebra (zebra mbuna), 6266 nucleotides long. RefSeq names its product kinesin family member 1B (gene kif1b). Lineage: Eukaryota; Metazoa; Chordata; Actinopteri; Cichliformes; Cichlidae. Gene Ontology annotation, molecular function: microtubule motor activity; microtubule binding; ATP binding. Gene Ontology annotation, biological process: microtubule-based movement. The record is from RefSeq and is a predicted model, not a curated record.
UAAUCUCUUCGGUAAAUCGAGACAAUCUACCAAUUCUUCUUCUCGCUAGUGUGCAGAUAGGCGUCCGCCGUUCAUCUGUAAGGGAGACUAAAGUAGUCAACGAAGUGGCCGUUUCCAAAUACAAAUCCUUCCACCGGAGGAUACCGCUAUAAUGGGUGUUUUUCACGGAAAUGGACUUUAUAGCAGUUUCCUUGCGCACAGAUUCUGAUAGAAACAACACAUUUUGACGCCUGCUAGCUAGCGUUAGUUCUCGCCACUGUCCGGUGGUUUUGGUUUUGUCUUUUGCAAGAGUCUCCAAGCGAGGGAUAUACACAAGGGAUCUUACAGGGAGACUGACUUAAACUGCAAACAUGUCUGGGGCUUCUGUGAAAGUCGCUGUUCGAGUUCGACCCUUCAACUCGAGGGAGAUCAGCAAGGAGUCAAAAUGUAUCAUUCAGAUGCAAGGCAACACUACAACUAUCCUCAACCCCAAAGCCCCAAAGGAACCAGCAAAGACCUUCAGUUUUGAUUACUCCUAUUGGUCUCAUACCUCUCCCGAUGACCCCUGCUUUGCCUCACAGAACCUUGUGUACAAUGACAUUGGAAAGGAAAUGCUGCAGCAUGCUUUUGAGGGUUAUAACGUCUGCAUCUUUGCUUAUGGCCAGACAGGAGCUGGCAAAUCCUACACCAUGAUGGGCAAGCAGGAGGAGGGGCAGGAAGGAAUCAUUCCCAUGCUGUGUGAAGAUCUGUUUGAGAAGAUCAAUGAGGACGGCAACAAAGAGGAGCUCUCCUACUCAGUAGAGGUCAGUUACAUGGAGAUCUACUGCGAGCGCGUCCGAGAUUUGCUCAACCCCAAGAACAAAGGGAACCUACGAGUCCGAGAACACCCGCUGUUGGGUCCCUAUGUAGAGGAUCUGUCCAAGCUAGCUGUCACCUCCUACACAGACAUCGCUGACCUGAUGGAUGCUGGCAACAAGGCCAGAACUGUGGCUGCUACCAACAUGAACGAGACAAGCAGCAGGUCCCAUGCUGUUUUCACCAUUGUCUUCACUCAGAGGAAACACGACAGCGAGACGGACCUCUCCACAGAAAAGGUCAGUAAAAUUAGUCUGGUAGACUUGGCAGGCAGUGAGCGAGCAGAUUCAACUGGAGCUAAAGGUACCAGGCUAAAGGAAGGAGCAAACAUCAACAAGUCUCUCACCACGUUAGGAAAGGUUAUCUCUGCCUUGGCUGAAGUGAGCAAGAAGAAGAAGAAGAGUGAUUUCAUCCCAUACAGGGACUCUGUUCUGACAUGGCUGCUGAGGGAGAACCUCGGUGGGAACUCCAGAACAGCCAUGGUAGCUGCCCUCAGUCCUGCAGACAUAAACUACGAUGAAACCCUCAGCACUCUGCGCUAUGCUGACCGCGCCAAGAACAUCAAAUGCAAUGCUGUCAUCAAUGAGGAUCCCAACAAUAAGCUGGUGCGCGAUCUGAAGGAUGAAGUGGCCCGGCUGAAGGAACUGCUCCGUGCCCAGGGCCUGGGAGACAUUCUGGACAUUGAUCCUAUGGGGGAUGAUUGUCCAGGAAGUGGAAUCAAAUCCCCUAUUGGUUCCCUGACAGCCUCGCCGUCUUCUGGCUCGCUGUGCAGCCAGGGGGGCCUUCAGUCAGUCACCAGCAUCCAAGAGCGAAUCAUGUCCACGCCUGGAGGGGAGGAGGCCAUUGAAAGACUCAAGGAAUCAGAAAAGAUCAUUGCUGAGCUCAAUGAAACCUGGGAGGAGAAACUGCGAAAGACUGAGGCAAUCCGCAUGGAGAGGGAGGCUUUGCUUGCAGAGAUGGGCGUGGCAAUCCGUGAAGAUGGAGGCACUUUGGGUGUAUUCUCUCCUAAAAAGACCCCACACCUGGUUAACCUGAAUGAGGAUCCUCUCAUGUCUGAGUGUCUGCUCUACUACAUCAAAGACGGAAUUACAAGAGUGGGUCAGGCCGACGCAGAGAGAAGACAGGACAUUGUUUUAAGCGGUGCUCAUAUCAAGGAAGAACACUGCUACUUCCGCAGCGAAAGGAAUGCAAAUGGAGAUGUUAUUGUCAUGCUGGUGCCCUGCGAGGGAUCGGAGACCUACGUCAACGGCAAGCGUGUUGAGGACUCGAUCCAGCUUCGUUCAGGCAAUCGCAUCAUUAUGGGAAAGAACCACGUGUUCCGGUUCAACCACCCAGAGCAGGCCAGAGCUGAAAGGGAGAAGACGCCAUCGGCCGAAACCCCCGUGGAGCCCGUUGAUUGGACAUUUGCUCAGAGAGAACUCCUGGAGAAACAGGGCAUUGACAUGAAGCAGGAAAUGGAGAAAAGACUCACUGAGAUGGAAAUCUUGUACAAAAAAGAGAAGGAAGAAGCCGAUCAGCUUCUGGAGCAGCAGCGACUGGAUGGAGACUCUGAUAGUGGGGAUGACUCAGAUAAGAGGUCUUGCGAAGAGAGCUGGAGACUGAUCACUUCCCUGAGGGAAAAGCUACCUCCCAGCAAGCUCCAAACCAUAGUGAAAAAGUGUGGAUUACCCAGCAGUGGGAAAAGAAGAGAGCCAGUGAAAAUGUACCAGAUCCCUCAGCGGCGCCGCAUCACCAAGGACUCUAAGUGGGUCACCAUCUCUGACCUGAAGAUCCAGGCAGUCAAAGAAAUCUGCUACGAAGUGGCGCUCAAUGACUUCCGUCACACACGGCAGGAAAUCGAGGCUUUGGCUAUUGUAAAGAUGAAGGAGCUUUGCGCUAGCUAUGGCAAGAAGGACCCCAACGAGCGGGACUCGUGGAGGGCGGUGGCUCGGGAUGUUUGGGACACUGUAGGGGUUGGUGACGAGCGCAUUGAGGAUGUCAUGACCAAUGGGUCUCGACCCGGAGGAGUUGUUAUGGACGAACUAAAAGUGCACAUUGAUAAACUCGAGGACAUCCUGCAGGAGGUGAAGAAACAGAAUAACAUGAAGGAUGAGGAGAUCCGUGCCCUCAGGAAUAAGAUGGUUAAAAUGGAAAAGGUCCUACCGCUCAUAACCCCAGAGGGCCAAGAAAAGCCUCCCAUUGUAGGUCCCUCUACUUGUGAAGCAAGAACUCCAAGCCCUCAGGAAGGAAAACUACCUGUGCCUGAAAAGCCUGACGAAGAAGAUGCAGAUUCACUAACAGGCCAAAGUAUGGCAGAUGAUUCAACGCUAAAGCGAGGCCACAUGCGCUGGAUGCGUCAAGAGCAGCUGCGCCUCAAGAAUCUACAGCAACAAGAGAUCUCCAAGCAGCUCCGCCGGCAUCCCGGGCCUCAUCGCUUUAUACCACCAGAAGACCGUAAAUUACGCUUCCCCUUCAAAAGUAAUCCAAAGCACCGUAACUCGUGGAGCCCGGGUACUCAUAUCAUAAUUACAGAUGAGCAGGUUAUAGAGUUAAAGGUUCCCAAAGAAGCUGUACAGGAAGAGGAGGCAGAAAGCCUAGCUGGAGAAGAUGUACAGUGUAGCGAUAAGAUGGAUAAGAUGGCUGCUUCAGUUAUCCAAGUCUCUCCAGCGCUGCAAAGCCCAUCAGUUCAGCGCAGAAGCAAAGACUCAGACCAAGGUUUAAACCAGGGUCACAGGCAUAACUAUAGGAACAACCAACAUCAGCAGCUGCACGAACGAGGCCGCAGCAACUCCUUUAAUCACCGUCAGCGUCCCUCGGGCUCCAUGGAGUCACUGCAGCAGUCUGAAAGCAACAGGAGGUAUACGCAGGCUUUCUACCAGCCCCGCCACUAUCAGAACCAGCCAGCACAUCCCCAGCCUCACCACCACCAACAGCCAUGCCACUAUAACGGCACAAUGUAUGCCGAUGGCGGCUUCAAUGGUUACCAGCAUUACCAUCACACUGACCAUCCUAACCAUCCAGUCAACUUUCAGCCACCUCCACGAAUGCGCAGGCAAAUGUCUGCUCCUAACCUAAAAGCCAGCAGAGAGACGACGGUCUGAGUGGGACUUGAGGAGUGAGGAACUAGAUUGACAGACUUUUAGUAGGCAAACACAUUACAGAUCACAACAGCUCUGACAAAAAGUGACUGUGACUAUUGCACUAGAUCGGUGUUACUGGUUGAUCCAAGUAUUGUAUGUAUUAUAUAUAAAUAUAUAUAUAAAAAAAGAGACAUUUUAUCACCAUCAGUAUCAUCAUAUGACAUUUUUAUCAUUUUUUUUGUGCAUCGUGUGCAUUGUCAUCACUGUCACUGGGAUUCAAAGGAUUCAAAGCCAACAGAUAAUUUUUUUUAACAUGUCACGCCUACUCUUCAUUUAUCAGCAUGUGUGACAAGUUGAUGAAUCACACUUUGAUUUGCCAAAUUACUUUCACGGUCGAAUUUCUGAGUUUACAUUAUUGCCAUUUUAGUAUUGAUGAAAGUAGAGUGUUGUGUUUUUUUUGUUGUUUUUUUUUUUAAUGGCCACUGUGACAUGAACAUAGUGACGUGUCCAAUACGCAUUUUUGUUGGUGCCCACGUUAGGAACAGAACACACCCAGUGUUUUAUCUACGUACUGUUAAGCUGCACGGUAGGAUUGGAGAAUCAGUUGUCUUUGGCACGAUCAUGUUUACCUCAAAGCAUUUUGUUACAACGCAUCAUUGGCCUAGAUCUGGAAUCAAAAGACCACUUGAGGAAUAACUUGAAGCACCAGUCAAUCGUGUGCCUUUUUAAACAGACUGACAUAUAAAGAAAGUGGGGUUUUUUUAAAGUGCCUUUUUAGAUGCUCUAACUCUAUUAAUCCUGCUCUGCCUUUGCAAUUCAGUAUUUUCUUUGCCUUCCUUUUAAUUCAGUGCCUACGGACAGGUUUGCAGAUUAAUUUUGUAAAGGAAGCUUCAUACCUUAACUAACCAAAACUAACUUUUUAUCAAUAACAUACUGACUUAUACAUUUUUUAGUAAUCAUCUUAUUUGCUUGAUUACAAACUUUUUCCUGUCUUUCUUUUUACUUUACAGUUUAACCAAAAACAAAAAAAAACCUUCAAAUAUGUAGCUACCAACUACUUUCAUGACAGUGUUUUGCACUUCCUCACUUCACGGAUAAGCUGCAUAAUUUGUUAUUGACUGCACUAAUUUUUAAAGAUACUAAGUUCUUUUAAAAAUAUGUUUUAAAAGCAGACCAAGUCCAAAAAAGGUUUUAAAACAUGUCCAUGAGUUUUGGAGUUCACUAAAGACAAGAACCACUACGCUGAAAAGCACAGAGAGCACCCUCGAUUGUACGUGAAUGCAAAUUGUAUCCAUUUCAAAGUUUCACUGAAUAGCUUCCCAUUUUCUUCCUGUAUGAAGCACUCAGUCUGGUUAAAAUUACAUUUUAGGUUUGUGGCUCAUUGAGUAAGCACAGAGUUCACUGUGUUUCAGAUGGAUGCCCUACAGAGUGUUGUCAAGGUUCCCAAAGACUCGCCCUAAAAAUGUUGGAAGCAGGACAAAGACUUGAAAUGUUUGCAUAAUGGUAUUCAGGAGAAAUGUCCAUAUCAAAUGAGAUUUUUGUUUUUUUUAAGGACUGCCUUGUUUUUAGCUGCAUAUUCACACAACCAAGACAGAUAUGGGUGUGAUGGUCUGUGAAAUCUGUUGCCCAUGUUAAUAACUUCAGUAGUCUGUAUCAGUGUUUUUGCCUCUGUGCUUUAGCGUGUGCGUAUUUGCCUACCUUUUUAAUCGGCCUGUUGUCUGCUGCAUUUUUAGCUUUAAAAGAACCCCCAUUAAUUAUUAACAUUAGAUAUCAGAUGGCCUUCAAAUUAUUUCAGACAAACAGCGACACUCACAGCAGGACGGGCGAGACCUUUGAGGACUAUCAUAUUGUUAAACCUGGGAUUUGAAUUUAUUUUCUUUUUAAUGCUCUUAAGUUUUGACGGUAUAAAUUCUGCCUUACUAUGCUGUAACAAAAAAACCCAAAUGACAUGACAUAUUCAGCCAGCCUUCCCCUCAUAUGUUUGACUAUCUUUGCAUGGAGUAGCUUACAUUUCCUCAGCCCUGAUGAAUCUAUUAAAAGAAAGUUGUUUAACAUAAGCUCUGGUGCAGAUGGUGACCGGGUAAGCUGGACAGUGUACAGCAUCAAAUGAACCACCGUGUGUACAGCUCUGAAAUCAGCAUUUAUAAGUAUGCUAGGUCUCUGUGUCUGAGUGUCGUACAUCUUGUGUUUUUUGAACCUACAACCACAUAAAGUGCCUCAUUGUGGCUGUGUACCGAGUUGUGUUGCUCCUUGAUAGAGCACAUUAACAUUGAACAGUAUUGUUCACUGGUUUUCAUAAAGGAUAUACCACAACUAUGUGUUUUAUUGUCAAGGUAUGAAUGAAAUGAAAUAAAAUGACAUGAUCCAUGUGCA